Penicillium manginii is the source of this 1539-nucleotide messenger RNA. RefSeq names its product cytochrome P450. The record is from RefSeq and is a predicted model, not a curated record. Gene Ontology annotation, molecular function: monooxygenase activity; oxidoreductase activity, acting on paired donors, with incorporation or reduction of molecular oxygen; heme binding. The coding region runs from base 1 to 1539 and encodes 512 amino acids. The transcript has 6 exons. NCBI's taxonomy places the organism in Eukaryota, Fungi, Ascomycota, Eurotiomycetes, Eurotiales, Aspergillaceae.
AUGACUUUCAACUUGGAAGACAUAAUUUCAAAAUAUCAAAGAUCUGAAAUCGGGUCGCCUUAUCCCAUUUUCGUCAUUUUCGUCAUUGCUUUAUGCUACUGGUGGAAAUCUACAGAGCUAGAGAAUCCGUCCGGGCUUCCAAUUGUUGGGAGAAAGUGGUAUGAACUAGGAAAUGGCAAAGCGAGACAGCGGGUUCGGGAUGACUGCCUCGGCAUUGUCAGGUCCUCUCUGCAGAAGUACGGUGAUGCUUUCUACCUCUAUACUGAUUCUAGAUAUCGUCUCAUCCUUUCUGGUAAAUAUGUCGAUAUGCUGCGCAAUGAAAAGCGUCUUGACUUUAUUACAGCGCUUGCAGAUAAACUUGUUAAUGGUGUGCAUGGUUUCGAGCCAAUGGAAUGGAUGACAAGUGAUAAGAAGAUUUUACACGCUGUGACAAAACACUCACUGAAUCGGCAUUUGGGAACUUUUAUCGAGCCACUUAAUGAGGAAUCCGACUAUACACUUCGUCAAGUCUGGUCUGAUGAGUCUGAAUAUCACGAAGUUAUGUUGAAAGACUCAGUUUGGAAAUUUUUCGGACAGAUAAUGUCUAGGACAUUUAUCAACGAAAAGGACUUUUACCGCAAUCCAGAAUGGGUAAAUGCGAGCUCAGAGUAUGUCGAGCUGUCGGCUCUAGCGGGAUACGAGCUUCGGGCUUUUCCAAGAUGGGCAAAACGAUGGGUUGCACCAUUCCUUCCUAAUUGUCGAAAGCUUCAGUCACUUUUCAAACAUAUCAACGUUCUCCUGGAGCCAUUAAAGGACAGGUUAGACGGGCAGAAAUUAGAAAUCGAUUCUAAAAACCCACUAAGCUUUUUACAUCAAAAGAUGGAAGGUCAGCCAGAUGAGCUUGCAUCUAUGCUAAUUGCACUUUGUUUGGUUUCAUAUGAUGGCGGAGGGGAGUUGUUUACUCAUGUUCUUCACUCGGUUUUCACAAAUGAUCAACUAAUACGUGAUCUCCGCGCUGAGAUUGUGAGUGUGGUUGGUGAUAAGGGUUUCAACAAGAAUACUUUGCAAGGUCUGGUACUCAUGGACAGUGUUCUGAAGGAGGCUAUGCGUAUGCACCCUGAGUCCGUCCUCUUGAUGCAACGAAUUGCUUUAGAAAAAGUCGUAUUACCCGACGGUCUCAUUAUACCCAAAGGAACCCCCCUUUUGGUGUCCGGAUGUCAUAUCAUAGACGCGUCCAUUUGGCCAGAUGGUGACAAAUUCGAUGGCUACCGGUUCUUUAAAAUACGCCAGAAUGCAGAUUCUUCUACGAACCAAGCAGCUUACAACUUUACAUCAACAUCUCCAGACCAUUUUGGCUUUGGUCAUGGAUCUCAAGCAUGUCCUGGGAGGUUUUUUGCAUCGUACAUGCAGAAAAUUUUGCUGUGCCAUGUGAUAAUGAAGUAUGACAUUCUGGUCACUAUUCCGGAAGAAGGCGCAUGGUUUCAACGUGGAUACACUCAUGUGGCUCAUCCAGGCCUGAAGGCCCAUGUCAGGAGACGAAAAGAAGAAAUCAGACUGUGA